UUUCACUGGCACUUUCUGAUUCGUGUUUCCCACGUUGUUAUCAACAGAGAGAGAGACGCGCAGUGGAGGAGAAGCAGCGAAAUAUCACAUCUCCUUACCGACCGGUGCGGGCUCUCGGUUAUACCGAACUGGGUCUGUUUGUGUUGUUUUGAUCCGAGAUGGCGUUCAUGGAGCAGCAGACGCCGCCGUUGUCGGGCAGGAAGCCGCCGCUGGACGACACCGUGCCGCUGAGCGCCGUGAUCGAGGCCAGCCAGAGUUUACAGUCGCACACGGAGUACAUCAUUCGUGUUCAAAGGGGAGUUUCCACAGACAACAGUUGGACGGUCAUCCGACGAUACAGCGACUUUGACAUGCUGAAUAAUAGUUUACUGAUCACUGGCCUAAACUUGCCACUUCCACCUAAGAAGCUAAUUGGAAAUAUGGAUCGAGAGUUUAUAGCUGAGCGUCAAAAGGGUCUUCAGGCUUAUCUGAACUACAUCACGCGACACCACGUCCUGUCCAGCUGUGAGCUGGUCAAAAAGUUUCUGGACACAAGCAAUUAUUCAGCAAACUACACAGAAAUAGCCCUUCAGCAGGUGUCCAUGUUCUUUAGAUCUGACCCAAAAUGGGAGGUUAUUGAGCCGUUGAAAGACAUUGGCUGGCGAUUACGCAAGAGGUACUUCUUGGUCAAAGACAAAGAACAACCCAAAGAGAAACAAGUCUUAAGUUGGGUUGAUUUGGGUCCAGAUAAAUUCCUGUCGGACAAAGAUCUUCAGUCUGCAAUGAAGCUGCUUCCUACAUUGUCUCAUCCAAACAUCUCUCCUGUGAGUUUCGCCAUUACCAAUGAAUCAUCUGCACUAGUCAUUCGAGUUUUCAGCGAGAAAGGAACGCUGAGGGAUCACAUUUGCAAGGUGAAGCCAAAAGAGCCCUUUCUGAAGAAGUACUGCAAUCCCAAAAAGAUCGAAGGUUUGGAGCUGCAACAAAUCAGAACUUAUGGAAAACAGAUUCUGGAGGCACUGAAAUUUCUCCAUGACAAGGGUUUUCCAUACGGUCAUCUGCAUGCAUCUAAUGUUCUUAUAGAGGAGAACACAUGUAAACUGUUGGAUGUAGAGAAUUCAUUACUGGGACUGCCAUCAUACUACCGUCCAUACGUAACACAAUUCAGGAAAAUUAAUACGACAGAAAGCAUUGAUGUGUACUCAUUUGGACACUUGCUUUAUGAAAUGACGUACGGCCGCCCACCAGACGCUGUACCAGUGGAUCAGUACCCUACUGCCCCAUUUUCAUACGUAGUGUCUGUACUUCAGUCCAUUCUGUCCACAGAAGCUUGCAAAACAGGAAUGCCAACCGUUUCCCAACUCCUGCAAACACCGUUAUUCAAUGAUGUGCUGCUGUAUAAUUUGGAGAAACCACAGUUUAAGAUGAGUUCUAAAUUAAAGGAGGCUCUGAAAUCGUCUAAAGAGUGUUUAGAGAAGCGUCUGCUGGAGGAACAGAGAACGAUCCACCAACACAAACGGUUGACACGAGCGCAGUCACACCACGGCUCAGAGGAAGAGAAAAGGAAACGGAAGAUCUUGGCCAGAAAGAAAUCCAGACAGUCAACUUACGAAAACGAGGAGGAUCUCUGUGUGAAAUACAACAACAACUCUGCAGGUUCUGGGGCGAGUUCUCCUCCAACCUGCCCGUCCUCACCCACUCCGCUACAUGGAUCAGGUGCACCUCCAGCGCCUCCUCUUCCUCCCCCUGCUGCUGCUCCUCCACCAGCUCCUCCUCCUCCAGGGCUCGAUCCCAGCCCUCCGCCCCUCACACCUCCCAAUGCCAACGGCGUUGGCAGGGGUGCCCUCCUCAGCUCCAUCCAGUCGUUCAGCAAAGUCAAACUGAAAAAAGCAGAGACCGUUGACCACAGCGUCCCACACUUGUGAAACAAAGAAAUUAAGGCAGCAAAACCGCAACGGGUUACCCCUUGUUUUAGUGCAAUUCGUCCAUUUGAACUUUUCAUGGCUUUUUAGCUACUCUCGUCUAGUAGCGAAGAGUGACUAUUUAUUUUUGAACUUUAACGAUGUUUGUUUUAUUCUCUUUUCUGUAACAAUUUGGACAUGCAUUUUUUUUAUGGCGUUUGACCAGGGAUGGAUUAUGACUUUCAAAGGCCCUGGGGCCAAUUAUCUCCAAGGGCCUCUCUCCUCCCAAAAGUUGUUGAGCGGGGACGGGGCGGUUUGUUGUUCAUGCCCAAAAGGGUUUUCAAGCAGGGGGGAUCACUAGAUUGCGCAGCCUUAAAGCCCAGGGCACCCCUGGGCAGUCAAGGGCCCCUGGGCACGGGCCCCAUUGGCCCAGUCGGUAAUCCAUCUCUGCUUGGACCAGACAUCGUAGCUAAUCCUCAGAUGAAAAAAUUAUGACAGUGAAAUCGCAAGGAGUUCCUCUUUGUUAUAAUGACAUCCGUCCAUUGCGAACUCUCUCAUGGCUUUGAGCUACUUCCAUUUAGCAGUGAAGCGUGAUGGUCUAUAUUUAAACUUCAACGAUGGACGUUCGUUUGUUUUAUCCACAUUCCAUUUAGACAUGGAGCCGUGCAUUUGUUUUUCUUUGGUACUUAACGUAACCUACAAAAUUUUGGACCAGCUAUUGCACUUGGAGAAAAAUGAUGACAGCGACAUAUCUACUUUGUAUUAGAGCAUUUCGUGCACUGCAACCGUUUUCUUCUAGCAGUGUUUAUAUUUGAACUUCAACAACGUUUGUUUAUUUGCUUCGUAUGUAACAAUUCAUAAUUGGAGCCCCCGCGUUUCUUUAAUGCUGCUCGACGUAACCUAAACUAUUCUGUUUGGACCAGCUAUCAUUUAAUGUGACUUCAGACUCAUUCUGAAGAUAAAACAAAUCUACAUCUUUAUUUUAUUGAACGUCUCCAAAAGACGAGGGCACAAACUGGAGGAAAAUAAGGACUGCACAUUUAUUACAAAUAAAAAUGUAAUUGGGAGUUUAUUGUUGGUUCAUACUGCAGAAUGUUGGCUGAUAUUUUAAUUUAACAAUUUGCAAUAUUAUGCCUCUAUUUUUGUUGUUGUUUAACGGAUUGUGGUAAAUUUGGAGGGUUUGGGUGCGAUGAUUCUUUUUAGCGUUUGCCACAUUUACUAUUGUGCCUAAAGCUGAGAGCUUUCUUCGUUCUCUUCUUUUUCCUGCGGAAAAUUUGUACCUACAUUGUUCGUAUUUUCUCUCAGAACCAAGUCAUAGAUUGUAUUCAUGUUCUGCGAGAUCACAAUCAAUCACAAUACAUAUAUCUUUAUGCCCCUUAUAACAGAGUUGCAAUGGCUUUUAUGCACCACUAACAUGAUUGUAUAAUGGCCAUUGUGAUGUAUAAUGGCCAUUGUGAUGGCACUUGUACUAUCCACUUGUCCUAUUGGUUGUUUGCAACCUGUUAGAGAUUUUCAGCCAAUUAUAAAUGACCAAGUGGUGAGAAUGCUGGAAGUAUCUCCUUAUUUUGCACACCUAUUGGGUGAAAAUAACUUCUGUAAUUAAUGUAUAUUGCAAGGCUGUCUUGAAAACCAAACAGAUUUGGUUAUAUAUUUACCAUUAUGUAUAAUAAUGCACAAUAGUUCACCUUAAAGGUCAUCUUUUGCUCUUUUAACAGUCAAUGCAUUUGGAUAUUGAUUCACACAGACAUUGAAAACAUUACUGUUAAAUACAUACCGUAAUACAUGUACCGUAAUUCUCUGCUUUGUUAUUAUCGUGGGGGAAAAUGUAAUUAUAUUUUCAUUUUCGCUAUAGCACUUUACCGCCAGUCUUGAAAAGAUGAAACGUUGUAAAGUUUACACAGAGAUUUAUGUAUGUCGAAGAACAGUUGAGAAGACAAUGUUAUUUUCAGAAUAAAGGUUUAAUAAUGAAGAAAUUUGCCGAUUGGACGGUUGUUACAAGAACUGGAGGUGAACGUCCUCAAAAUGCUAAAAGAAAAAUACAAUAAAUGUUUUCCCUGUUCUAAGACUUAUAUUGGCUAUAUUUGAAAAGAAAUUGUCUUGUGCUUUUAGCUGUGAACAUUGAAGUAAAAACAAUUAAACUAAUGU
Messenger RNA from Xyrauchen texanus (razorback sucker), 4022 nucleotides. RefSeq names its product PX domain-containing protein kinase-like protein. Gene Ontology annotation, molecular function: actin binding; ATP binding; protein kinase activity. The transcript has 18 exons. Gene Ontology annotation, biological process: endosome to lysosome transport; early endosome to late endosome transport; protein phosphorylation. Gene Ontology annotation, cellular component: early endosome; extrinsic component of endosome membrane; late endosome. The record is from RefSeq and is a predicted model, not a curated record. Lineage: Eukaryota; Metazoa; Chordata; Actinopteri; Cypriniformes; Catostomidae. Bases 159 to 1901 code for a protein of 580 amino acids.